Messenger RNA from Harmonia axyridis, 2527 nucleotides. RefSeq names its product UNC93-like protein MFSD11. The transcript has 8 exons. Lineage: Eukaryota; Metazoa; Arthropoda; Insecta; Coleoptera; Coccinellidae. Bases 172 to 2274 code for a protein of 700 amino acids. The record is from RefSeq and is a predicted model, not a curated record.
AUUAUUCAACUAUCAUAAUCAAUAUAAAAAUUCUUCGUCUGACGAAUAUUUUGUUCCAAAUCUAUGAUCUGCUAGUCUGACAAUGUCUAGAUUAUAAGUCAGAAUAACUGAUCAUAUUUCAAUUUUACCCUUAUUAUUAAGAAUAAGUAUAUCAGUUGUUAUAAGACUGAAAUGAUGGAUUUAGGCACCUGUCGGAUUUUAGUUAUGAGCAUAGCUUUCAUGUUCCUCAUGAUUAAUUUUCAAAUAAUUGUGUAUAUAAUGGUUCUCAUAGAAGGAUUAAGAUUCGAGGAAAAUCAUUUCACUGGGUUAGGCUCUUUGUGUUUAAUACUUAUUUAUGUUAUAUCUGGAUUAACUGUUCUUAUGGUACCUUGGUUGAUUUCAAUAACUGGUCCAAAACUAACAAUGUUAUUUGGAUGUGCAACGCAUAUAUUGUUUGUGAUGAGUAUGAUCCAGCCACAUCCCAUGUGUACGUGUUUUGCAAGCGCCUUAGUCGGAUUUGGCUCAGCCCUACUCUGGGUUAGCCAAGGAAACUAUUUAGUUCGAAAUUCUACAGAUAGAACUGUUUCAAGCAACUGUGCUUUAUACUGGAUAUUCUGGCAAAUUAGUGCACUCUUCGGUAGCAUUUUUAUUUACUUCCGCUUUUUGGAUGUUAGUACCAUUUACAACAGUUUUCGUAUGUCAAUAAUAUGGUUACUGUUGGGACUGAGCUGUACCAGUUUCCUUUUUUAUUUAUUGCUACCAAAUUGUACGAGAGACGAUGAUCUAUCAAAAUAUAAACAAGGCAUAUUUCAAGUUACUUUUGGUAUUGGAAAACUUCUGCAUAAUGGACACACCUUGGUACUUGGCAUUCCUUGUUUUGUUAUAGGUACAAAUGUGAUAUUUCUCACUGUUGUAUACGUAGUUUCAAUUGGACAUACUAUGCAUUUGGAACGUCCAAAGCAACUUGCUCCCUUAGCAGGUGUUUUUAUAGGUCUAGGUGAAGUUAUUGGUGGAGGCGUUUUUUUAGCAUUUGGAAGCUGCGGAGGAAGAUCGAGCAGAAACGCUAUUGUGAUUUUCGGUUGCGUAAUAAUCAUUUUAGCUUUGAUUUUGAUCAUGCUCAAUUUGCCCAACGAGGCGCCCUUUGGAGACACUGAUGAUUUGGCUUUCAUUGAAACGUCAGCAGUUCUGGUCAUCGGUCCAUCGUUUUUAUUGGGACUUGCGGAUUCCUGUUUCAACACACAAAUAAUGACUACUUUGGCGCUCAAAUACCCGAAUAAUAGCGCUAGUGUUUUUUCGGUAUUGAACUUUUUUCGAGUGUUUGGAAUAUUGAUAGCCAUAAUCUAUUCGGCGUUCCUCAUUCUUUAUGGAGUCAUAGUGCUACUAAUAGCACUUUCGUUAUUUUCAACAAUCGCCUAUAUCGUAUCGGAAACCAUGGAUGUAGAAGAAGACGAAAUAUUCAAUCAUACACAAAAAGACAAGAAUGUACCGAUUGAAGAUGAUAACUCCGAAUCCGACAAACCUUCUCCCAGUGCAUCCUUAUCUCCACCCUCAAUUAUAAUGCCUCCUUCAAGGGGUGCUUCAGGUUCUAAGCUCGAAUCACCCAUCUCAGCUCAGGGAGAUAGCAAAUUAAAACUAGAUGAUCAGGACAUAGGAACUCCAGAUUUUGUUGAACCACAAAGACCACUCAGAGGAUUACUCAGAAGGUUGCUGAUGGGUCCCCAAGAUUAUGAAGAUGAAGAAGUGCAGCCUUCUCGACCUCCAACACCAACUCUUGAACCUUUACCGACAAUUCCACCUGUUGAAUCGACUACUCCUUCUACAACUCCACUUUCGUUAACACCUCCUAGACCUCAUAAGAUUCAGGCUUCGGCUUCCAGGCAUUUAGCUCGGACAGUCGAUAUUGCUUCUGAGGGUCCAAAGGAAGUACUUGAUUCUCCAACGCCUUUAGCUUCUCCAGCGAAGAAAGCACCCAAAGAGCGUAAGAGCGCGAUCAAGAGGAUGGUGUCUGGUCCUGAACAGCUACCAGCGGAAGAUAAAGAUGAAGAACUUACGCCGAAAAUGAAAGAAAACCAACAAUUCAAAAAACGUAGAAGAAGCACCAAGGCCAAAACGAUAGCAGCUGAUCAAGAUGACAAAGUUUCCAAUGUUAUACCAGUAAAAUCACAAAAAUCUGUCGAGCCUCCAAAAUCUGCAGAUCGUGAGAAAACAACUCGUAAGGGUAAUAUAAGAAAAAGGACGGAAAGAAGACCUGCAUCAUCAAUUAGUAGAAAAAACUUAAGAGCACAACAAGAUUGAAAAAAAAUUUGAAGGAUUAGAAAAAUUACUUCUUAGUUAGAAUUGAAUUUACGAUGAUAUGUGACUAUUUUAAUGAUUGAUUAUAGAUCUAGGUAUGAAAACAUUUAUUAUCAAUUGUUUUGGUCAAUCUUGACCAGCGUUUCUUUGUGGUUUUCCAAACUUUGACACCUGAAUCAGAAUACAAAAAAAAGGAAUUUUUUUUUUUGAACUUGAAAGAGCACUACCAUCAGGAAUUGAAGAGUUUAUUAAGCUA